Molecule: messenger RNA, 3401 nt
Organism: Anarrhichthys ocellatus (wolf-eel)
Lineage: Eukaryota; Metazoa; Chordata; Actinopteri; Perciformes; Anarhichadidae
Gene: popdc3
Product: popeye domain cAMP effector 3
Exons: 3
Coding region: 1359-2252 (297 amino acids)
Biological process (GO): heart development; skeletal muscle tissue development; striated muscle cell differentiation
Cellular component (GO): sarcolemma
Molecular function (GO): cAMP binding
Source: RefSeq, a predicted model, not a curated record
CGUUGUGAAACAUCUCAUUCGAUAUCUGAUAUAUAUAUAUAUAAGUCCCCUUUUGUUCGUAUAAUUGUUUUAAUUUAUAAUUUCUAGAGCAAAUGGUUUUAACUGAUAACUGAUUUAGCAUUUAGCAUUUAGCAUUAGUAACAUGCUAACAACAGCUAGCUUAAGUAUUUGUCUCUUUAAUUUGACAGUGUUCCGGAGCUUGUGACCACGACGUGUUGUCUAUGAGAGUAACUGAAGCUGUUCUGUCUUUUACCAGAUGAGCUGUCUAGCUAUAUGCUGUGCUAUGAAUAAACGUCUGGUUGGAGCCAUAAAGAUAUCAGGUGUGCCUGAAUUAAACACAACGCAACCGAGAGAGUACACAACUGCUACACUUGCUCAUUACCCCUCAUCUGACAAUAUAGAACCAGACCCGAUGGAAAUGUUUCUGCACUAGCUCCUUAUGUCUGACAUGAUGUGAAACACGCCCAGGGAUUGGCUGUCCUUCUCUGCUGCCCCAGAUAUAUAUCACCCACACUCACUUUCUCCCAUCUAGCAGGUAGUCAAAGUCACCUGAGCCGCACACAGAGGGACGUGCAGAGAGGGAUGGCUCCUGCUAUUCUGGUCCCACACGAUCACUUACUUUUAUAAACCUUCAGAGUUGUGAUUAAUGAGGGGAAAUCGGUGCAGUUUCUCUCUGAUACUCUCUGACUCAGAUGCACUGCUGCUCACUCAUUUAUUAUUCAUAAAUGAAUGGUUAUAUUAAUUUAUUAUAUUGUUUUUUAAUUGUAUUCUUCACCACACACGUUUAGACUGUUAAAUUAAUUAACUUAAUAAAAUAAUUAUUAUUUUGAUUAGAGCAUGGCAUAGACUGGUUCACAGUUUUAAACGUAAACUAAUACUACUAAUGUGUCCCUGUUUAUUUCCUGCUGCAGUGUAUGUGAAUGACAUAAAUUGACAUGAAGUAAAUGCAAUUCCGUUGAAACAGUCCAUAGUCUCAAAUUGAACAACUGACUGCAAACAUUUGGAUAAUUACAGGCAACAUGCAUUUAGUUUAGAAUCUGGAUAACUACAAAUGUCUUUGUUGCCCAAAAUACUAUAAUAUGUACAAAGCAUAACCAUUUAUGGUAACACAGAAGUAUUUAGGCUCGUCUAUAUUAUUCUUUUCCCGACUAAUAAACUCCAGAGCAUUUCCUUUUCUAUUUUUUUCCAUUGAGGCUUUUCUGGUCGUAUUUCCGUUCAGUCCGCUUCACAAACUGGAUGACGGGUGUUACCCACAUGACUCUACAUGCAGUCUAUUUUGAGCCCCAUUUGCUCUGAGGGACCCUGGAUGACUUUGUGGAAAUGUGCUGGUAGUUUUGCGCACCUUUGAAACGUUAGACAUGGAGCCUCUAGAUUUGGAAAACAUGAACUUGACGGUGAAAGCCGCCGCUGCUGCGUACCCGUUAUGUGAGGAAUGGAGAGAUACUUCGGAGGGCUCUGUGUUCCACCUCGCCAAUAUGUUCCUGUUCUUUGGCUUCAUGGGCGGCAGCGGCUUUUAUGGACUACUGUAUCUAUUCACCUGUGUGACUCUGGGCUUCUUCUGCUCCACUCUGUGGGCAUGGUCGGACUACUGCACCACAGACUCUUUCCUGUGGAGUUUCGCCCUCUUCGGCGUGUGCUUGGGACAGGUCCUGCAUGUUGCCUAUCGGCUGAGGAGCGUCUCCUUCGAUAAGGAAUUCCAGGAGCUUCACAACUGUAUGUUUAAAAAACUAGGAGUGUCACUCACACAUUUUGGGAAGAUAGUGGCCUGCUGUGACGGACAAGUCCACACCAUAGAGAGGGACCACUGUUUCGCCAUAGAGGGGAAAACCGCUAUUGAUAAACUGUCGGUGCUCUUGUCUGGCAGAAUCCGUGUGACAGUUAAUGGAGAGUUUCUGCAUUACAUCUACCCUUUCCAGUUUCUGGAUUCACCGGAGUGGGACUCUCUCAGACCAUCAGAAGAGGGUGUCUUCCAGGUGACCCUGUGUGCUGAUAACCCCUGCCGAUAUGUGGGGUGGAGAAGGAAGAAGCUCUAUCUGCUUUUUGCUAAGCAUCGCUACAUAGCUAAGAUAUUUGCCCUGGUUGUGCGCAAUGACAUUGCAGAGAAGCUGUACUCCCUCAACGACAAGGCUUUCGACAAGUCGGGGCACCGAUACGAUCUCCGCUUACCAAGUUACUGUCACAUGCCAGGGACUGAUUUAGAAAAGGCAGAUGUCUUCCUGCAAGUGCCAGUACAGGGGGCAAGGACUGCCUGAAUACACUCACUUGCGCACGCACGCACGCACACAGACACACGCACACACACACACACACACACACACACACACACUUAACUGACUCCUUGCAGUGUCAGUUAGGUAGGGCAGUGUGGAAUUAUCUGCACCAUGUAGGGGGUAGUUGGCACACUAGCAACAGGUGUGUAAGAGCUUUUUGGAAAUGUUGAAGUGCCCUCUCAUCCGCAUGCCAAAUAACCUAUUUCACAGCCAUAGGCAGUUAUGCAGCCUGUUAUUUAUGGUAGUUUGAUUUAUUUUUUUCCCACCCGCAUUCACUGAAGACCCCCCCUACUGUGCCUCUGACUGGCUAGUACUCAUUGCCUUCUUCGCAAUAUUUGUUCAGUUUAUUGCUCAUGAACAAGAUUAGUGGAAGGUUGGAAGGGUUAAUGAUUUUAAGAUGUGGAUGUUUUCAUAAAGAUGCCAGCCUUCUAAUUACAAUGUCCUGAUUAUGAGCUACGACAUGUAAGACCAGAGGUAAUGUGACUGAUAGACUAAGAGACCCUGGAUCAUUUCACUUGCCUUACUAAAUAGUCCAAUGUUACUUCUACUGUUAGAUGGUAGCAUUUUGUCGGGCAGUUCAGCCUGAGAAGGAUCACUCUAAGGCUCAUGCUCUAUGGGCCCAAUGCCUACCCAAACCUCUACGGCAUGUGUUAGCAACUUUUAUCAAAAUGAAUGAAAUACUAUCUUGGAAGUUCUUUUAAUACAUUAUUGGUGCACAGUAAAAGUGACUGGCAGUUGUUUGCCAGCAGAAAGAUAUCAUACAUGUUUUUCCCAAAAUGUUGUAGCUGAUGCAUCCACAGAAGAAGUCGUAAAUAUAACAGAGGAGAGUUUGUAAAUGUUUGUGUGUGUUCAAAUGGUUUUAUGCUGAAGCGGAAGGCAAACAGCUAUACUUGAUCAACUUUAUUUUUGGAGCAGCAUUAAUUUGUAAAUGUCAUGCCUCAAUUAAAAGCAGCUACUUACUUUACUGUAUAAGUAUAUUUUAAAUACAUAAAGUGAAAUUAAUAGGUGGCUGCAGAUGUAAUGUGUAAUAUUGACCGAUUGACAGCCUAGUCAAUGUUCCAUUGUUAAGAUGUAAAUGUGGAUGUAAAUUUAGUCUGUUUUACUGUAAAAAAAUAAAUUAUACUUUACUUU